Messenger RNA from Juglans microcarpa x Juglans regia, 1007 nucleotides. Its product is annotated as oligosaccharyltransferase complex subunit OSTC-like. NCBI's taxonomy places the organism in Eukaryota, Viridiplantae, Streptophyta, Magnoliopsida, Fagales, Juglandaceae. The coding region runs from base 286 to 807 and encodes 173 amino acids. The record is from RefSeq and is a predicted model, not a curated record. Gene Ontology annotation, cellular component: oligosaccharyltransferase complex. The transcript has a single exon.
CCUCGCAUCCUAGGAGCAGGGUGCGGGGGUGAAAACUCCGGCCCCGAAUGGGCGAGUAUCUCCCUAAAUUAGACAUAAGGUUUUAGAUAAAGCUAGAAUGGCAUGGCACCAUAUUCUAAUCCAUAACCAGGGCACCAUUCUUACCAUAACCAAACACUCCCACAACUGAGUCCGAUACCUGGAAGUCCAACCCCCACAAGUCACGCACGCCACACUGCAGGUGUACAACAGCUGCGUUUCCUUCCGAGUUCCCCUUCCUCUGUUCAACCCGACCCACCACCCAACAUGAGGUCCAAACCCGAAACCCAAAGCCUCACCGCUGCAACGGAGCCACUAUCAUCCACGUCCAUGGACCCGAUCUUCCACCUCCUCCGGAUCCUACCAUUCGGCUUCCUCCGCCCACCCAAGCUCCGCCUCAAGCUCCCAAACCUAACCCUCCCCUCCCCGAUGACCGUCUACGCCCUCGUUCUCCUCACCUACUUCAUGGUCGUCUCCGGUAUCGUAUACGACGUCAUCGUCGAGCCACCCGGUAUAGGUUCCACCCAGGACCGCGCCACAGGAUCCGUACGACCCGUCGUUUUCCUCCCCGGACGCGUCAACGGCCAGUACAUUGUUGAGGGCCUCUCUUCCGGCUUCAUGUUCGUGCUCGGCGGCGUCGGCGUCGUACUCAUGGACCUCGCGCUUGAUCGCAACCGCGCCAAGUCCGUCAAGGUCUCCUACGCCACCGCGGGGAUCGCCUCCGUGGUGAUUGCCUACGUGAUGAGUAUGCUAUUUAUUCGGAUUAAGAUCCCGGCUUAUCUUAGAUGAAUUUUGAAAUUCAAUGUGGGAAUCAUAUCCCUUUCUUCUAUGUUUGCGGCAUUCCUUUCUAGGUUGUUUCUUGAAAUGGAUUUAUUCUAUACAAUUAUUGAUCUUUUCUCACGUACAUUUCUAGCGCCUUAUGUUAAGGUUUUCCUAUUUCUGAAUUACAAUUACUACUAUUAUUAGUGGGAUGUCCUUUUUUCCCCUCA